UUCCGGAGAAAUAAGACACAUUUAGUUUCUCUCCCACAUUUAAAUCUCUCCGGCCUACCUUUUCACAUUUAAAAACAAAACAAGUCAUUGAAACACGACAAUGGACGGCCUGCAGAGGAGGGUGAUUCAGGAAGACAUGGUUCAGUACAAACUCUUCUGGAUGCAGACAGGCCGUGCAACUUCGGAACACAUCUCACAUCUAGUAGAGGAGAUUUUGGCGAAGGUUGCCUCACUCCUGAUGCAAUACAUCUGGCAGCAUCAGUCAUUCAACCUCAAGUAUCAUCCUGAGAAAGGUGGUGUACCUGCUCACAUUGGAGGUAGCACUCAGUUUGGGGACAAUGUGGAGGACGAGUGGUUUGUUGUUUAUCUCUUGCAACAAAUCACAGAGGCCUUCCCAGAGCUUGUAGCCAGUGUUGAGGACAACGAUGGAGAGUUUCUUCUGAUUGAAGCAGCAGAUUAUCUUCCCAAGUGGCUGAGUCCAGACACCAGUGAAAACAGGGUCUUCCUCUAUAGGGGAGAGUUACAUAUUCUGCCUUGUCCCUCCAAAUCCAGUCCAGUGGGGUUCUCUAAAGAUGUGGUUCCAAGUGUGGCACAGGCUAUAGUCCUGCUCUCCACCCACCCAGGGGACUGUCAGGCGAGCCCCAAGAUCUGUUCAGCCCUGAGGAAGCGAUUAGCUGGGUACCCAAAGAAGAUUGAAACUGGCCUCCAUCGUGCCCACUGCUUCAUACCUUCAGGUAUCGCCACGGUGUUGGCACAGCGACCAGACCUGGUCGCCCCUGCAGUGUCGGCGUUCUACCUGCGGGAUCCAGUAGAUCUGCAGGCGUGUCGCAGUUUCAAGACCUUCCCUCCUGACACAAGAGUCCUCGCCUCGGUGACAUUCACCCGUUGCCUGUACGCCCAGCUGCAGCAGCAACAGUUCUCUCCAGACAGAAGGAGCGGCUUCACCCUGCCUCCUCCCUCUCAUCCCCAGUACAAGUCCCAUGAGCUCGGCAUGAAACUGGCCCAUGGCUUUGAGAUCCUGUGCUCGAAGUGCAGGCUGCCAUCAUCAGAGCCCGAUGCCCCCGUCAGUUGUAACCCUCAGUGGAAAGGCUUCAUGGACAGUCUGAGAAGAAACAGCUACUUCCGGGAAGAACUGGAAGGUUCGGCUCAUUACAGGGAACUAACCAGAUCUGCGGAAAACUUCUUCAAACAGUGUGUCGCCUCAAAGUCAAGUGCUUUGUCCCCGGGGGAGGAGGUUCUCCAGCUGCUGCACAGAUGCAGUCCGAUCAACUUGGAGGAGCUGAAGAAACGAGAGUCACUGCUCCCCCAAGAGGACAGUGAAAGCUGGUUGGAUAUCACAACUCAGGAUUUGGAGCACAUGUUACAAGAGAGGAGUGGAGGGAGAGCUCAUGAUGGCAGCCAGAACUCACAGAAGGUCGGGGGUGCAGAGGAGAGGGGGAAGGAGACGGAGGAUGACAAGAAGGAAGAGGAGGCCGGUUUCAGCCUGGUAGCAGUCAGUCAAGGGAUGAAGAACUUCCUCAACGCCAUGUCGUCGCAUGAGGGUGCUGAACUUCCCUGGAGCAGUUCAGCUCAGCCUUUUAGUUUUGAGCCUGACUCCAUGGCCAACGCACUGGACAGACUACUAGUAGGAAGCAAAGAAGAAGAACUAGAUUCGGAUGAUCUUGAUGAUGAUGAUGAUGAAGAGGAAGAAGAUGGUGAUGAGGGCGAUGAGCAGGAGGAAGAGAAAGAAGGUCACACAGAGAUGAACGGGACAGAAUCUUUGAACGGUCUCAGGAUAUACAUGGACCAAAUGGAUCAGGAGCUGAUGAGCACUAAUAUAGGACAAAGCUUCAAUCAGACGAAUGGCAAUGGCUCCCCUCAUGCUUCUGCUCCUCUCCAUGGAGAGGAGGAGGAGCAGGGGGAGGAGACGGAGGAGGAGAUCCAGCCUCUGGACGUCGACCUGAAUCUGGUCGCAAACCUGCUGGAGUCUCUCAGCUGCCAGUCGGGUCUGGCCGGACCGGCUUCUAACCUGCUGCAGAGUCUUGGUAUCCACCUACCACCCAACUCCGACCGCUCAUAAAGGACCAGAGCCAGGGUGAGCGCCAGCAGUGGACGAGGCGUCCCUCAAAGCGGUUUGCCUUCAUUCACAUGGACAAUACAAGGCACUCAUGGAUGUCGAAGAUGUCCUGUAGAGCUUUUAUUGAAAACAAAUGGUUUUGUUUCUCACUUGGAGUGUGUGCGCUGCAAAACUGCAUUAUUUAUGAAUGAACAACCAGUUGUGUGCGUUUCCUACAUCAUAAAACAAGAGCAAAAAAAUAUUUUGUAUGUAGUUUACAGUUACAAUGUUUUAAGGAUGUAUGACUGCGACAUGUUCAUGGCAGCGUGAAAAUAUGUAUUCAUCUUCAGUUUUGGUUGGAGUAUAAAUUCCGAUUGUUUGUCGGUUUUGCAACGAAUCUUCACGUGGAGUUUUAAUUCACGUUCCUUAAUCGAACUUAGUCUCUGACAGUCUUGUUUACAGUUUAGUUGGAGAUUAAUUUGGGGAACCGAGCAUGCCAUUUAACCUACACGUCUCCAGUUCUAUACCAGAGGUGGGACUUGAGUUGCAUGUCAACCCUCUUUCAAUUUCCAGUCUCUCCUCAUCUUUGUGUCAUAAGAUAAAGAUGAAAAAUGCCUAAGAAAUCAAUGGUUAGUUUGUUUUUAACACGACUUAAACAAUAAAUAUUUUUGGAAAUAAAGUCA
Pseudoliparis swirei is the source of this 2718-nucleotide messenger RNA. RefSeq names its product ecdysoneless homolog (Drosophila) (gene ecd). The coding region runs from base 101 to 2059 and encodes 652 amino acids. Lineage: Eukaryota; Metazoa; Chordata; Actinopteri; Perciformes; Liparidae. The transcript has 14 exons. The record is from RefSeq and is a predicted model, not a curated record. Gene Ontology annotation, cellular component: nucleus.